Urocitellus parryii (Arctic ground squirrel) is the source of this 2266-nucleotide messenger RNA. RefSeq names its product beta-carotene oxygenase 1 (gene Bco1). The record is from RefSeq and is a predicted model, not a curated record. Gene Ontology annotation, molecular function: carotenoid dioxygenase activity; beta-carotene 15,15'-dioxygenase activity. Lineage: Eukaryota; Metazoa; Chordata; Mammalia; Rodentia; Sciuridae. Gene Ontology annotation, biological process: retinal metabolic process; carotene catabolic process.
CUUCAGAGGGAGACAAGCGAAGUGGGAGAGAGGGUGGCUUCAGGACCCACCCUGAUGUAAAGACCCGCGGGGAGGGAAGACCUGAAGGCAAAGCGGGAGGAGGAGCAGCAGCUCCUGAGUGCACAGAAACCCGUUCCCUGUGCAUCCUCGCUCUGCAGCCAGCAGGAUGGAUUUGAUAUUUGGCAAGAAUAAGAAGGAACAGCUGGAGCCCGUGAAGGCCAAAGUGACAGGCAGGAUUCCAGCAUGGCUUCAGGGGACCCUGCUUCGCAACGGGCCUGGCAUGCACACGGUGGGGGAGAGCAGAUACAACCACUGGUUUGACGGCUUGGCCUUACUCCACAGCUUCACCAUCAGAGACGGUGAGGUCCAUUACAGGAGCAAAUACCUGAGAAGUGACACCUACAACGCCAAUAUCGAGGCCAACAGGAUCGUGGUGUCGGAGUUUGGAACAAUGGCCUACCCGGACCCCUGCAAAAACAUCUUUUCCAAAGCAUUCUCCUACUUGUCCCACACCAUCCCUGACUUCACAGACAACUGCCUGAUCAACAUCAUGAAGUGUGGAGACGACUUCUACGCAACCACAGAGACGAACUACAUCAGGAAAAUCGACCCAUGGACACUGGAGACCCUACAGAAGGUUGAUUAUCGUAAAUAUGUGGCUAUAAACCUGGCAACGUCACAUCCUCAUUAUGAUGGGGCUGGAGAUGUUCUCAACAUGGGCACAUCCAUUGUGGACAAGGGGAAGACAAAAUAUGUGAUAUUUAAGAUCCCUGCCACGAUGCCAGAGGCCAAGAGGAAGGGGAAGAGCCCUCUGAGGCACACGGAGGUGUUCUGCUCCAUCCCCUCCCGUUCGCUCCUCUCCCCCAGCUAUUACCACAGCUUUGGAAUCAGCGAGAACUACAUCGUGUUUCUGGAGCAGCCCUUCAGGUUGGACAUUCUCAAGAUGGCAACCGCAUACAUGCGGGGAGUCAGCUGGGCUUCCUGCAUGGCCUUCCACAGGGAGGACAAGACUUACAUUCACAUCAUUGACCAGAGGACCAGAAAGCCUGUGCCCACCAAGUUUUACACAGAUGCCAUGGUGGUGUUUCACCAUGUCAACGCCUACGAGGAAGGUGACUGCAUUCUGUUUGAUGUCAUCGCCUAUGAGGACAACAGCCUCUACCAGCUCUUCUACCUGGCCAACCUCAACAAGGACUUCGAGGAGAACUGCAGGCUCACCUCGGUCCCCACCCUCCGGAGGUUUGCUGUGCCCCUCCAUGUGGACAAGAAUGCCGAAGUAGGCUCAAAUUUAAUCAAGGUGGCAUCUACGACAGCAACAGCCCUGAAGGAGAAAGAUGACCAAGUCUACUGCCAGCCAGAAGCGCUUUACGAAGGCUUAGAGCUCCCUCGGAUCAAUUAUGCUCACAACGGAAAGCAAUACCGCUAUGUCUUUGCUGCUGAGGUUCAGUGGAGCCCAAUCCCAACCAAGAUUCUAAAAUAUGACAUUCUUACCAAGUCGACCUUAAAAUGGAGCGAAAAAUGUUGCUGGCCUGCAGAACCCCUAUUUGUGCCUGCUCCAGGUGCCAAGGACGAGGAUGAUGGAAUUAUCUUAUCUGCCAUUGUUUCUACUGAUCCUCAAAAGCCGCCUUUUCUGCUUAUUCUGGAUGCCAAAAAUUUUACGGAACUGGCUCGCGCCUCAGUUGCCGUGGAGAUGCACCUGGACCUCCACGGGUUAUUCAUCCCUGGCACGGACGGGGGCACCAGGAGCCAGACCCCAGCAGAGACCCAGGCGGACGAGGCUGCAGACUGCCAGGCAGCAUCACAGGCCUGACGGCGCUGGUGGGACAGCUCUGCAGCAGGACCUGGGCCCGGCCUGCCGCCUUUCUGGGGGAACGGGGCCUGCGUCUCACUCUGCACUUGCUCUUUCUGUGGACACUGACAAAAUGGGGAAGGAGCCCGUCAGUGUCUGCACUUGGAUUUUGUCUGGAGAAGCCUUGUUGAGAGUCAAAUGCGCAUUGGUUGCUCUAGCACUGUUAAGGAAGCCCCUUUCCUUUUUUUUUUUUAAAUGAAGACCUUGACCAUGAAUCAGAAAUUGUUUUAAAUCACAUUGCAUUGUCAUCAUUCUUACAAAGAGAAACCACCAACACGGUGGAGAAGAGAGAUAAGUACGUGUCCUUGCCCCCACCCCACCUCCUUCUCUCCUAAUGGACUGAACUGUGGGCAAGGAGUUCUGGCUUUCCCAGCCACACCCCGAGAUGAGUGACGUGGCCCGGAAGGCACGCUGCUA